Penicillium arizonense is the source of this 1722-nucleotide messenger RNA. RefSeq lists its product as uncharacterized. The coding region runs from base 1 to 1722 and encodes 573 amino acids. NCBI's taxonomy places the organism in Eukaryota, Fungi, Ascomycota, Eurotiomycetes, Eurotiales, Aspergillaceae. The record is from RefSeq and is a predicted model, not a curated record. The transcript is spliced from 4 exons.
AUGAAGCCCGCGAUCACGCGUUACCUGAAUGGGGAGCUGCACGCCUACCAGGUACCCAGCACCGUGGACGAGCCACUAGGACCGGUAGCGACCUACCGGAUCGAGCCCGAGGACGAAGACGUCCAGAGCCAUGCGGCCGCCCCAGACCUCAACCGGGCAGUCUUCACGACCUGCAACAAGGCGAUAUGCAUUGGCCAGGAUGGUGGCAUGCUAUGGCGCUACGAGUUCGAGCCUCAUACUACCCAGGACUUCCCUAGGACUGCGUGUAUAUUCUCCCUCGACGGGACCUGGGUGUGGUUAUAUCGGCCCGACGCGAUGACGAGUCGUGGCCCCGACCUGUUGGUCGUUUUGCGUGCCGACACGGGCGAGGUGGUCGCCCGGGCGGAGCUAGACAGCGUCGGGCAGGGAGCCGAGCUCGUGCAACAUCCCGACGGGCGUCAUGUCAUGCUAGAUGUGGGCGAGGGCCAGGACGGGGUGAAACUCUUCCUCGCGGCGCUCACCGAUGGCGGCAUAGACCUACGCUCCUACGGGUGGGACGACCAGGUCCUGGUUGACAUCGCGCCCGGCGGGUGGUUUUUUAUGACCAUCGACGACUGCCGGUCCGACGUCGCCUUUCGCGCCUUUCCUAGUGGAGAGGUGGUCCUACACUUGCCCAUCACAGCUUUCGGUUAUGAAGAUGAUGAUUCACUUAUGGACUGGAACGGCGGCUUUCUCAGCCCAUAUAUUGCAGUUGUCACGAUUACGGGUGAGCUGGACAACAAAUCGUGGCAUCACCAUUAUAAGGUCAACCUCCGCACUGGUAAACCGCUCGACCGCUUCGAGGCGCACUCCCGCGACAGCUACGACCUCAAAACCCUCGGUGAUGGUACUUGGAUCGUCUCCGAUCUAGACGCGAAACAUUUCAAAUCAAAGGGCAAGACUGCGAGCGUCACCGCGGUUCUUCAAUUCGCGAACCGCGCAUUAAGCAAGGGGUCGCCCCCUGUUGGUACCGGGUCUCCCACAGAAGCAUGGAAAUGGAACUCAGGCGACUACAAAACGAAAGAGUGGGUCCCACAAGGAAUCACUAGCUCUGCCGAUGCGCUCGAGAAAGGAACCUGGAACGAGCACGAGGCGUGGAUUAACGGUAUCCGUGCCUUUGAUCUCGAUAACAUUUGGGAGGUUGAGAUUGCAGACGGGUUUGGAAAGACAAAGGAUGGGAAGGGAUACUCUGCAGAUGGGUACCGAUAUGUGCUUCCUCAAAUCCGCUGGUACAAAUGGACCCCUGGGGAUUCAUCCCCCUUCCGCUUCUCCUGGAUUUCUCUUGACCGCAGUGACUCCCCCGACACCCUUAUGGUAGGCGAGUUUGUUCGCGAAGGAGAAAAUUUCAAGGACGAUAAAACCCCGGUACCCAUUCGCUACGUGAAAUUUGAACUUGACGCUACAACCCGCCAGCUGCGUACCAACGACAAGGGGAUUUCUACCGCAACCUGGGCGCAUUGUGUCGAUAUAGCCGGUGUCCAAGGUGGUGUCUCACACGACAGUGAGUUCUAUAUCUCGAGCAGCAACGGCAGAGCUCCUAAGGCAGUCGAUCUUUUCACUUGGGAACAAGGCGAGACGGCAAAAGAGCACAAGUGGUGGUUUAUGGCAGGUAAUGAAGACUUGAGCUUCAAUUCUGUUCGAAAGGAAUAUUAUACUGUUACGGAGUAUGAUGAAUGGAGAUAUAUCCUGGCCUACAAGGUUUAG